AGGAGAAACGAUCUUAAUUUUGAAAGACUAGAAGCCCAACUUAAGGCAUGCCACUGCAGGAUCGUAUUUUCCAAGGCAAAGCCUUCUGUGUUGGCAUUGUCCAUCAUUGCUUUGGAGGUCCAAGCACUAAAGUAUGUAGAAUUAACAGAGGGAAUUGAAUGUAUUCAGAAACAUUCCAAGAUAAAUGGCCGAGAUUUGACCUUCUGGCAAGAGCUUGUAUCCAAAUGUUUAACUGAAUAUUCAUCAAACAAGUGUUCCAAACCAAAUGUUCAGAAGCUGAAAUGGAUUGUGUCUGGACGCACGGCUCGGCAACUGAAGCAUAGUUAUUACAGAAUAACUCACCUCCCAACAAUUCCUGAGACGGCUUCAUAGGUGGUAAAUCUGGCUGCUUUCCAGGUCUACACCUGAAGAACUGAAAUACUGUCUUCAAUAAUAAACAAUAUGGGAUUAAAAUAGUAAAGGGCAGAA
Microtus ochrogaster (prairie vole) is the source of this 468-nucleotide messenger RNA. RefSeq names its product cyclin G1 (gene Ccng1). The transcript has 3 exons. Lineage: Eukaryota; Metazoa; Chordata; Mammalia; Rodentia; Cricetidae. The annotation marks the transcript as partial. The record is from RefSeq and is a predicted model, not a curated record.